This is a messenger RNA of Sesamum indicum (sesame), 2037 nucleotides long. RefSeq lists its product as uncharacterized. NCBI's taxonomy places the organism in Eukaryota, Viridiplantae, Streptophyta, Magnoliopsida, Lamiales, Pedaliaceae. Gene Ontology annotation, molecular function: RNA polymerase II complex binding. The record is from RefSeq and is a predicted model, not a curated record. Gene Ontology annotation, biological process: mRNA 3'-end processing.
CACUUAACCCCAUUCGUAUCUCUGUUUCUUUCUACCUGACGAACACACGGGCCCUCAUUCUUGAGGGUUUUCUCUUUUCUUUAUUUGGAGUAGAAUACAUUGCGUUAAAGCUCUUUGGACGCGCGUAUUUUAUACGGUUUUCUUCAAAGAAGCCUCUGAAUGGAAGUGUUUCAAGUGGAGGACUUCUGAUGAGGUGGGCGUCAAGUAGUUAAUUCGAGGUAGUCCCCGGAGUCCUAGGAUUAAAAGAAUUCCUCCAUCAUCAAAAUGGAUGAGGAUGCUUUCAACGAAGAUUUAUUGACUGAAAAGCUGUCUAAACUCAACAGUUCUCAGCAGAGCAUAGAAUCUUUGUCCCGGUUGUGCGUUUCUCAUCGCAAAAGGGCCAAGCAAAUUGUUGAAACAUGGGAGACACUAUUUAAAUCUGCACCACGCGAGCAACGAGUUUCCUUUUUAUACUUGGCCAAUGAUAUCCUGCAAAAUAGCAGGCGUAAAGGUAGCGAAUUUGUGAAUGAAUUCUGGAAAGUUCUUCCGACAGCUCUUAAGGGUGUUUACGAUGGUGGUGAUGAAAAUUGCAGAAAAGUUGCCUCCAGGCUGGUUGACAUAUGGGAAGAAAGAAAAGUUUUUGGAUCUAGGGGUCAAAAUCUUAAAAUUGAACUGCUUGGGAAGAAUCCUUCUCCAGACCAGAAUGCUUCUCCAGCCAAUAAUGCAAAAAAUUCGAAUCCCAUCAAGGUUCUGAAGAGAGAUGCCAACUCUUUGAGGAUUAAAUUGGCUGUUGGAGGUUUGCCCGAAAAAAUCUUAACUGCUUUCCAGUUGGUACAUGAAGAAAUUGUCAAUGAAGAAGCUGCCUUAAACAAAUGCCAAGACACUGUUUCGCGUGUACGAGAAAUAGAGAAAGAUGUUCUGAAUGUUUCAUCUCAAGGAAACCUGCUGGGUUCUGAUGUUGUAGAUAAUAUGCAGCAACAAGAGAACAUGCUUCAGCAAUGGAUUAGCCAACUUGAAAAAUUUGAGGCUAUCAGAGUUGCUUUGAUUUCCCAGCUUAGAGAAGCACUUCAGGAUCAAGAAUCAAAGGUGGAGCUGAUUCGCAGUGAGUUACUUGUCGCACGGGGUCAGAUUGAGCAAGCAGCUAAUACUAGACUCAAGGCAACAUCAAUCUCUGCAGCACCACCAAGCACGAACCAAGUAACAGUUGACCCCACCUUUCCUCCGCCCCUGCCCACAAACAAUCCCACCAUGACACCACCUGCUCAUCCCUUGACAUCAUUUGUGAACUCCACAAUCAGCGAAGAGGAGGGCAAGAGGGCUGCAGCAGCUGCCAUGGCCGCUAAACUUACUGCCUCAACCUCCUCCGCCCAGAUGCUUACAUCUGUUCUGUCAUCCCUUGUGGCUGAAGAGGCUGCCUCAAUGACAAGUGGCUUGAAGCGGCCCAAGUUGGAGAAACCCAUGGUUUUUCCUGAUGCCAACAAUUCUGGUGGAGCUAAUUCAGGCUAUUUUCCUGCCAGCACACAAUCUGUACCCCAGGUGAACCCAUUGCAGGCCCCAUUCCUCCCACCUCCACCUCCACCACCGCUUGCACCUCCGUGUAAUUCCCCAGCAAAUCAGUUGGUCCAAUCUACAAUGAUGGGGCUUCCAUUUGGCUAUGGUCCGAGCAACUUACCUCCUCCUCUGUCUUCGAAUGUUGGCAUGGGAUUUGCUCGCCCGGGCCCUCCACCCCAUCAAGCACAGCCGCAGGCGCAGAACCAGCAACAGCAGUCACAGCAACUACAGCCUCCGCAAUCACAGCAGCUUCCAGCAAAUGGUGGAUACUACAGGUCAGUAGGUGUCGGAUUUUAUGGGCAAAGCCAUCAGCCCCCUACCCCGCCCAUACACAGGCAAUGAGUUGGAAACUUGUUUUUGUAUUUGUAUAUUAAUAGGCACUGGUUGGAACUUUUAACAGUUAAUAUGUAGUAUACUCUAAUCAGUUCUAAAUGUUGUUAGCACUCUGUCAACGUUACAUGUAGUAAAUGUAGAACUACAUGCAGAGUUUUUGAAUACUUACAUAUA